Messenger RNA from Camarhynchus parvulus, 10548 nucleotides. It is a transcript of the gene MID1, whose product is annotated as midline 1. Gene Ontology annotation, molecular function: protein binding; zinc ion binding. The record is from RefSeq and is a predicted model, not a curated record. Lineage: Eukaryota; Metazoa; Chordata; Aves; Passeriformes; Thraupidae. The coding region runs from base 625 to 2628 and encodes 667 amino acids. The transcript is spliced from 10 exons.
GCAUCACUCUGAUGCUGCAGUAAUUUCAGCUGGGCAUUUACAUAUCCUUGCCUGGGAGUCUGCUAAGCUUCGAGCAGAGCCGGAGCAGUUACAUGAGAAUGGGAAUAAUCUCUUACACCGCAAAUUGACUUCCCUCUUUGUAGCCCUAGACACUGUUUCCAGCUGCUUUCAGUCUUUUAAAUCCUUGAAAGCUUUCCUAAUCCGCGUGUAGGCAGCAGCCUUUAUGUGCUCUGCCGCCCUCCCCUUCCCCGUGAUUGGCGAGGCCAUUCCACAGCCAACUGCUCCAUCCCUGGGCUGGGUUUGAAAUCAGAGCCGGCAGGACAGUUGCCUCCCCGCCGCCGACUUUUCAUAGGCUGGGCAAAGAAGGUUGGGAAACUUGACAUUGUCUUAGGGCUCCCCCCUAGCCAAGAAUAAAAAGAGGGGGGGAAAUAAUAGGCAGGAAAGAGGAGGGAGGGAAACUUGCUUACGGUGGGAAACUUGUGGAUGGAUUUGUGCCCUGCCGACAGCAGCGCGGAGUGAGCAGCCCCUGGCCGGCUGGAUGGAUGAUGGGAAUCUCACCAUGAGGCAGAUAGCUGAUCAGCUUCCCUGGAUUUCGCUGACGCCACAGGAAAGCUUUGCCUGAAGAUGGAAACACUGGAGUCAGAACUGACCUGCCCUAUCUGUCUGGAGCUGUUUGAAGACCCGCUGCUGCUGCCUUGCGCUCACAGCCUCUGCUUCAACUGCGCGCACCGCAUCCUGGUCUCCCACUGCGCCACCAACGAGCCGGUGGAGUCUAUCACUGCCUUCCAGUGCCCGACCUGCCGCUAUGUCAUCACCCUCAGCCAGCGCGGUCUAGACGGGCUCAAGCGCAACGUCACCCUGCAGAACAUCAUCGACAGGUUUCAGAAAGCCUCCGUCAGUGGGCCCAACUCCCCCAGCGAGACCCGCCGGGAGCGGGCGUUUGAUAACAACAGCAUGUCGUCCUGCGAGAAGGUGCUCUGCCAGUUCUGCGACCAGGACCCUGCCCAGGAGGCGGUGAAAACCUGCGUUACCUGCGAGGUGUCCUACUGCGAGGAGUGCCUGAAAGCCACUCACCCCAACAAGAAGCCGUUCACCGGCCACCGUCUCAUCGAGCCCAUCCCGGACUCUCACAUCAGGGGAUUAAUGUGCUUGGAGCAUGAGGACGAGAAAGUUAACAUGUACUGUGUGACUGAUGACCAGUUAAUCUGUGCCUUGUGUAAACUGGUUGGGCGACACCGUGACCAUCAGGUGGCAGCUUUAAGUGACCGCUAUGACAAGCUAAAGCAAAAUUUGGAGAGUAACCUCACCAACCUUAUUAAGAGGAACACUGAACUGGAAACUCUUCUGGCAAAACUCAUUCAGACCUGUCAACAUGUAGAAGUAAAUGCAUCCCGCCAAGAAACCAAGCUGAUGGAAGAAUGUGACCAACUCAUUGAAAUAAUCCAGCAAAGACGGCAAAUAAUUGGAACCAAAAUCAAAGAAGGAAAGGUGGUGAGGCUGAGGAAACUGGCUCAGCAGAUUGCAAACUGCAAACAGUGCAUUGAGCGCUCGACGUCCCUCAUCUCUCAGGCGGAGCAGUCACUGAAGGAGAACGACCACGCUCGCUUCCUGCAAACUGCCAAAAAUAUCACUGAAAGGGUUUCCAUGGCAACUGCAUCCUCCCAGGUUCUAAUUCCUGAAAUUAAUCUCAAUGAUACUUUUGAUACUUUCGCACUUGAUUUUACCAGGGAGAAGAAAUUGUUGGAAUGCCUUGAUUACCUUACAGCUCCCAACCCUCCCACCAUUCGAGAAGAGCUCUGUACAGCCUCCUAUGAUACCAUUACUGUGCACUGGACUUCAGAUGAUGAGUUCUGUGUGGUUUCUUAUGAGCUGCAAUACACCAUCUUCACUGGACAAGCCAACGUUGUUAGUUUAUGCAACUCAGCCGACAGCUGGAUGAUUGUUCCUAAUAUCAAACAGAACCACUACACGGUGCACGGGUUACAGAGUGGCACAAAGUACAUCUUCAUUGUCAAGGCCAUCAAUCAGGCUGGCAGCCGCAGCAGCGAGCCUGGCAAGCUCAAGACAAACAGUCAGCCAUUUAAACUGGACCCCAAAUCUGCUCAUAGAAAAUUGAAAGUGUCUCAUGAUAACUUGACAGUGGAACGGGAUGAAACAUCAUCCAAGAAGAGUCACACACCAGAGCGAUUCACGAGCCAGGGGAGCUACGGGGUAGCGGGCAACGUGUUCAUCGACAGCGGGCGGCACUACUGGGAAGUGGUGAUAAGCGGGAGCACGUGGUAUGCUAUUGGCAUUUCCUACAAGUCAGCACCGAAGCACGAGUGGAUUGGAAAGAAUUCUGCCUCCUGGGUGCUCUGCCGCUGCAAUAACACGUGGGUGGUGCGGCACAACAGCAAAGAAAUCCCCAUCGAGCCCGCGCCUCACCUCCGGAGGGUCGGGAUUUUGCUGGACUACGACAACGGUUCCCUUGCCUUUUAUGAUGCUUUGAACUCCCUCCACCUUUACACUUUUGACAUUACAUUUGGCCAGCCAGUGUGCCCCACGUUCACGGUGUGGAAUAAAUGUUUGACCAUUAUAACUGGCUUGCCUAUCCCUGACCACCUAGACUCCUCCGAGCAGCUCGCGUGACUGCUGAAAGCCAAAAGGUAGGAGGGCCCAUCUUCCCAGGGUGGCCAGGCGGGGCCACCAGGAGCUCACCCGGAGCUGGAGGAUCCAUGUGGCAUCCCAGACAAUGCUGCCAAAUUUGGGCAAAACUGACAAGGAGAGAAAAUCUCUUCCUGUGUAUUUUGUACUGAAGGACAAGAAGUGGCUUUAAUAAUAACUUAGAACUUUUUUUUUUUCAGUUGGUUUUCUUUGGUUGGUUUUUGUAUUUCAUCUCUUACAGGAAGAUUUAUAAAUUAUUUAUAAAAAUGAAAAAAAAAAAGAAAAAUGAAAGCCUAGUAUGGACAUCUGGGAAAUGACUUCUUGUUUUUUUUGGGAGGGGGGUUUUUUGCACAUUGAUGGUCCUGUUAAUUAAAGUUUCAUCAGCCUUUUGAAUAAUUUUAUUUUACAGUGGAUAAUAGAAGAAAAUUGGAAAGAUGAAAACUGCAUAGUGGACAAGUCAGUAUACUGCAGGUUUUACUUGUACCAACAUUAGUGGUCUCAUUACCAGCCUUGUUGAGUGUGAGAGCUCUCAAUUUCUACUUUGCACAUGGGAAUGUGCAGACCAAAAGAACAAAAAUAAGCAAGCGAGGAAGUGGAGCUCGCCAACACAGCAAAAGAAUAAAGUUUAAUUUACUUCUGUUCACAGGGCAAUGCUCUCUCUGUUCAUAAAAAACAUGCGGAAUAUCUCCUAGAAAUGUGAGUGGAUAAAUCAUCUGGUGAUUUAUUUUAUUGAUGGUAAUAUUCCCAUCUACCAGUGCUUCACUUUCAUCUUUGGGAAACAUUAUAGAAUCACUGAGGAUGUGGAAUACUGAUACCAUCUCUGAGAAUCAGCAGCACUGGAGGAGAGCAGCCAAUCCAAGGCCUGACUGUAGACUAAUUUGAUAAAGCACGGCAUCAUUUAAGGAUUGAUUGUAAUGGAAGAUGUCACGGUUCUGAUGGCAGACCUGUGAAUGCUUAUUGCUGAUUUUACAAGGUUCAACAUAGCAAGCCCAGCCAACCACUCGGAAGUGAGACAUGCGCCACUUUACCAUUGGUUUUAAAUUAAACACAAAUGUUUCAUUGUCAUACACUGUGUAGUGUCUACAACAAAGCAAGGAAAUCUGUUUUGCAUGAGCUGUAUGGAGAAACACUGCAGCUGGAGUUUGCUCAUAGUUAUCAUUGUUCCAGGUUGUUUGGGAAAGCACAGUUCACUUUGUGAAUGAAAAGUAAAGAGUAAGCUUUCAGCAGCAGUAGAAAUCUGCAUAGGGAGACCCUAUGUUCAUCCUGGUGUUGGUAGAAGAGCUUCAGUGGUGGCAAUAGAAGUUCUAUGUACUUUAUCUCAGAGCUGAAUCAGGUGCAUUUCUUCCUCUUUCCCUUUACAGAUAAAAGCUUUUUGUAAUUAUUGCAACGCUUAUGUAUAAAUGAUCAUUUUGGGAGAUGAUUGAGGCAUAUGACAACUUUAAAAGAAUGGUUUUCCUGCAGUGUUUUGUUGUUACUAUGCAAGUGGUGAAUACUGCCUGUGUAGAGAAAAGAUAAAUUGAAUAUCAGCUUUAAAGAUUUUCUCGAUAAUUUAUAACCAUGCUUUAGGUAUCUUUUGAAAAAGAUGCUUUAAUGCACUUUGUUCAGUAAUGGGUCCAAAAUAAAAUGGUCCCAAGCUCAGCUUCAGGUUUUUUAAAUACUGAUUCUCCAGGUACAAAGCUCUACUACAGUUUGCCUUAUGGUUGUAUCAAAAAUCUAUAAACAAGAUGAAGAGAAUAUGUACAUGCCUGUUUGUUGUUUUUUUUUUUUAAUAGAAAGUAAAUGCCUUUCCAUGUUUCUUUGAUUUCCCUUUACAUGCCCUGCUAACUGCUGAAUUAAAUGGAGAAAAAUCUGGCAGUGCAUUGCUGAUACCAUGGCUUUCAGCUGGGCAACGUCCCAUAGUUCACAGGUAGGAGCCACUGAUCUUUCCCAAGUAGACAUAAAAAGACAAAGUGUGUACAUAUAGUGAACCUCACUGUUUAUCAUAGUGUCAUUAAUAAUCAAGAAACACAUACCCUCAAAAAUGAAAAAGUAAAUCAGUCCCCAAGCAUCUGGGUACAAUGCUACUGGUACAAUCUGAUAUACAAUGCCCAGAUGACCUGGCCUGGGAUGUUUGGGAGCUAGCUGAGAUGGUAUGACAAUUUUGAAAAUGAGUUGAUAGAAAAUGUCUGAUGCAAAGCAGUGAUAAAAGGAUGCAUGGAGAAAGGACUUUUAUUCUAGGGUUAUUGCCAAGUUUUUGCCUAAAAGGAAAGAGUGAUUUACCAAAGUACAUGUAGCAAGGCUGUGUGUCUUCUCUUUUGCAAGAAAUAUUAGAUCUAGAAGCUGAUUUCAGUAGUGGAUAAACUGAAAACACUGCUCAGUGUUUGCUUAUUUAAUGUUGGCAGAGAUUGAGCUGGAUGGAAAUAAUACCAUGAAUUUGGAGAGGUCCCAAAUGAUUUCACAUAUUUUCAUUGUAAAGAUAGAGCAUGAGUCUAAAGACAGAUUGUGGUUUUGGCCAAGGGAAAAAGGAUGGUCUUUCAUCUACAGACCUUGCUGUACCAUCUUUAUUUUAACACAGAAUACUUCAUUUGGAGCUAAGCCACAUUUCUCCAAUGUCCGAUUAACUCAGUCAGUACUCUUUGUGCACAUAUGUUUGUGUAUAUAUGUGCACAUAUGUAUGGGUAUACACACACCAGCAUAUGCACAAAUACAGUGUGUAAUUUGUGUAUACACACACAUAUGUAUAUGCACAGACAAAGUGACAGCAAUUAGUCAGGUGUUCCUUUUUUGCUUGUUUCUUGGAAAAUUUCGUAUUCUGUAUGACAAUCAGGAAACAAGUUUGCUAUGAAAAGUAUUCUUCUGGACAAUUUCUAACAAACAAAAUCUGUUUAUUUUACAAUACUUGAUUCAAUACUUGAUUCAAUGCCUGAUUAAUCAAUAAAAACUUCCAUUUGAAAAUGUAGCUUCUGUGGUCUGUGGCAUUUUGCAUGGUCCAUAGUAAUGAAUUGAAAUCUGGGGGAACAAGUAAUCCUUGUAUAAAAAUAAAAUAUGGUACUUUAAUGUAGCAUGCGGUCUUAGAUGAGGAUUUUUCCCUUUUUUUGAAAGUUUUGUGACUAGGAAUGAGGUAACAUUAUAUAAUGCUGUGUUUAACAAAUGCAGAUUUUUGAGGAAUAAUCUGCUGAGAUGCAAGCAAUGAAAGUGGUAGGUAAAGCCUGUGUUGGUAUAAUGAUUGUUUCAAAAGUGUACUUAAAACCCAGUUAAGGGUUCAGCAGAAUUAGAGCAAACAAUAGCACAAUCUCUUUAGGAGAUGGUAACAGCUCAGAGUAGUGUCGAGCUUGAGGAAAUGGAAGGGUGGGGGACUAUUUUUCUCUGAGACCAGAUAAGAUUUUCCACGUGUUUGGCUUUUAUGUGUUAAUGCACACCUAAUAGGGAAAAAAAAUCAUGCUGAAAUGGGCUAUGUGUCAUAAAUUAUUUAGUAGACUGUCUCCAGUCUACUGUAUUUUCCCAUUGUUGGCUUUCAGAGAGCAAUAAAGUUGCUGUUUUUUCUGCCAUUAGUUUAUUUUGUAUGAGUUUGGGGUAUCCCAUUUUUCAAUUGCUCAACAAAGAAACUCUCAGUUAGCAGAGGGUCCCAAGGGUAGGAGACAUAAAAGUCUCUCGGUCUGGGUACACUGUGAAAAGCAGGAAAUCUGCAAGUACAGGUGAAAACACAUUUUUCAUUAUUUUAGCAAUAGUAGGUCACUAAACACCAGUAUGCAUCAUCUGUUUUAGUCCCGUGUCUUAAUUGCAAACACUAUAUUCUUUACACAUUAGAAAACACCACAGGACACUAUUGAAAGCACAAAUUUAAAUGUCAGCUCAUUAACCAGUUCAUUUUGAGAUGGCCAGACUUUAUAGCUGAAGGACUGUGGGAGAUUCCAUUAAAAUAUUAUUUAAUAAUACAGUAAAUAUUUCUUUUUUAACUGUUCUUAUAAAACAGAUGUCUAGUAGUUAGCAGAUUCUGCUUUUAGCUGCAGCAGCACAAUUUUCAGAUAAGCCCAUGAAACAAAACAAAGUGAGGAUUGCUAGUGGCUCUCAUCUGUGUCACCAAAACUGAGGGUAUUCAUUUUAGUUGGAAAGGCUGCUUUAGUUUGAUGUUGAGGAGUGAAGAGGAGCUGACCCACACAGGAAGUACACACCAGUACCUCGGUUACUGGCCAGGGCACACCUGGCCUGAAGGCCUUCAGUGGGGCAGCUUUGGGAAGCUGGUGAUGAACAAAAAUAUGCACAAGUUGCUUAUGGAGUGAUGUGCUGGGAGUUUAACUGUUACACCAUUUCUCAUGUAUUUUCACAUACUAAUCUUUGUAAUACUGGAAGUGUGUCUUGAGAUAGAGGGAUGUAAAAUACAGUAUUUUCCUGUCUUACUGAGUUGCUUGCCCAUAUAGAAUGGAGCACAAUGUUUUUGUCUUCUCCACAUUGAGGAAAAUUCCACUCGCUUCCAAGUGCUGAUGUUGAGCUAUUUGUAUUUAAUAUGCUUUCUGAAAUUAAACAAACCCUCUUUACAUUUUAACUAUUGAUUUAGUACUUGAUAGAGUAAAAAAUUAAGAGACUAAAGAGCAAUGAUGUUAACAAUGCUUUCAGUGUGGGCUAGACCCUUGGUUUGGACUGUGAUGUUUAGGGCAUCUGUGUACAUAAAUCAAAUCUCUGUGCCAGAACACAUUAAAUUGUCAUUCAUGUGGGAGUUGAACAGUGCAGGUGCAAGUGUUUUCUUCUGAGGUAGGCUUUUGCUUAACUCCACUCUUUGAGUGGAAUAUUCUGUUUCUUUUUUUUUUUUAAUUGGUUUUCUGAUUCAAGUGCAGGCCCAGUUAAUGAGACUGUAAAUAAUACAAUCAUUCAUCAUGUUACUAAUUUUAGCAAGCCCUGCCAUACCAUGUGCCUCUGGCAGGUUGCUGAACACCUCAGCUGCAAUCUUAACCUUUACAACCUUACCUCCAACAUGAGGACUGAUGCUUAAGAUGUUGACCAAGUGUAUAACUUUCCCAGGUAGAAUUCAUCCUGCUUUGAGUAAGGAACUCCAGCACAAAUCAUGAUACCAGUUAAAGGUGAGGGACACAUAUAUUGCACAAGGGUGAUAUAGGAAAGAUAUGGGCUAGAAAACCAUCACUCUUGAGGCAGUUCUGGUUUAGAAGUGCAACAAUAUAUUAGCAAGUCGUGAAGUCUUCUACUACAGUGUGAUCAACAGUGGCAUUAUUACUGCUGCCUGAGAGAGGAAUGGAGUAGCAAAAGAGGGAGUUCUGGAGCAAAGCUGAGAGAGAUCACUCAGAAUGACAGGGCAGCUGAAAACCUGCCACCACUGCCUUCCUUGGCACCAUGCUGCAGCUCUCAAAGCAAGCCUGCACCUAUUCAUCCUUUUGUUCCAGCUCAGCCUCAACCCACAUUCCCAAAUGACAGGAAAAAUAAUAUUGCAAUUACAUAUUUGAAAGCCUAACCUGAAUAAAAGCAGCAGGGCAGGGAUGACAGCCCCGGGCCUUGAUCCUCCUUUAUUCACCCAGAUUUUUACAUCUGUUGACUUCAAAGGAGAUAGUCCUGAUUUACUCAGAGGUAGGUACAAGCCCAUGAAUCUUCACUUUCCAAAGAGUCAAACCCAAGUGGAGCAGGAGCCCCUGUGAGAACAGCUCAGACUUCCCAGUAAAUCAUGUCUUUGGAGAAAGCACUUUAGCUGCUAGCAAAACUGCAGUUUCUCAUGAGCUGUUUCCCAGGGCCAGCACAGGUGUGUUUUAAAAUGUCUGGUUCCUUUAAAAUGUAUGGCUUAGUAACAUUCUUCUUGGGUGAAUUGUUCAGGCAAUGCUUUGCCGUUUCCUCCAAGUGUGGGAACAAUUCUCUUAGCAGGUGCUGUGUUACUUUUAUAAAAUCUUGAGAUUCACAAGUUAUGAUAUAAUGCUCUAGCAUAAGACUAUUGUUCUUGGACUUCCAUUUAAAAAGAGAUAAUAGCUAAAAAGCUUAGAAGUCUGCUUCCUUUAACUGUCCUAAGUUAUAUAGUUAUUUGAAUUCAUGGAGAUAUUUCCUCUUAAGGAAUAGCACCUCAUUUCUUGUUAAUACACAUGGACAGAUAGUAAUUAGGAGUAUUCCUGAAAAUUAUGAACCCUUACAAUAGUUUAUAAUCAAACCUUUAGAAGGCAGCAAAUGGAGGCUUUGUGUUUUUUAUAGUCAUUGAACAGGAAAAAAACAGCUAUAGCUGUUUAGAUCACUGAAAGGUAACAAAUGACAGCUAACUGCUACAUGACAGGAUGGGAAAAGUUUUCAUUAGCAAUUUUUUACUUCACCCUCAUUUUUAUUUUACUUGGAAAACAGACAAUUCCACUUGAAAAUGUUUCUCUUAUAUUCUUCUAUUUCUUCACCUUUCUUUUGUUUUCAGUCUUAUUUUUAACUUUUAAAUAUUAGAGAGGCAAGAAGUGUGAGUCUCAAAAAUUUUGGCUUUAUUUUUUUAUUUUCUUUAAAAUUACCAUUUUCAGGAUGUGGACAAUUAAUUAAAUGAGAAGUCAAAAUACUAAUGCAAUAUGGUAACUUGAAUGUUGAGAAUAUUUUUGAAGCAUAAUUUAAAGGAGGAAUGCAGACAAACCUGUCACUCUUCUACAAUUACUGAAUUAUUUGGUUUCAUUAUUCUGGGCUUAAUAGCAUUUCUCUCUAAUUGAAACAGCACUAGGAGACCUGAUUAAGGAGCACAAGCAGAGAGAUAGUAGAUUAUUUUAGGAUAACCCUGGAACCAGCUCCCUUUAAUAGCAGUAAUUUAUAUACUCAACCUCAUUAAUGUCAGCUUGGGGGUUUGGGGGUUCUUUUUUAAUUAUUAAAUUGUAUGUCCUCACUAACAGUAUUCAUAGCCCAGAAGUAUGUGUCUUUCUUUGGAAGCAUAGAUUUCAAUCCCUUAUUCUAUUGGGAUUCUAUUCGCUUAUGGAAUAGCAAAAAGUCCUCCCUGUGGCAGGUGUGAAGGUGGUGCCAACAUAGUGAGAACAUCUCCCACCAGCAGAGGAUUGUUUGAUCUAUAUUUCUGUUGUCUUGUUUAUGCAAGUAGUAGUGGUGGCCAGAGGAUGAAGUAGAUUCAUCCAGAUUUGUUGGUAUAGGAAGAUGUGAAAAGCCUCUGUUACACUAAUAUUUACAACCAGUGGCACACACAACCCAGAAUUAGAAAUGAGCAAAUUGAGAUUUGUUCCUUUAUACAAUCAGUCACAUUUUCUUUUAAUUUCUUCUAGUGACUGUGGCCUCUGUCUCAAUUUUUCCAUCAGUUUACGUCCACAUGCUCCUUGAACACUUCUUAAAGUUGGUGGGGGUUUUUUACAUAUUAGGUUUUCAUCAAACAAACAUUUUUUUAAAACAAACCUUGCUGAUGUAAUGUCAGCAGGUUAUGCUAGACAGUGGAGAUGAGGAACGAUUUAGGACCCAGAACAAGUACAAAUUGAGUUCAGAACAGAAUAAUACUGUUUCUCUUCUAACAGUGUAGUCAUAGAAUUACUACAUUGCAUAUAUUUAGACAAACAGGGUUUAUUAUUAAGAAAGUGCCUUAAGUUAUGCUGUAAAUUCUAAAAGAUGUAAAAUUUGAGAAAAUUAGGGUAAACCUUUGAAUUACACACACAAAAAGAAAAGAAAAAAGUUAUUUCUUCACUAUCAAUAAUUCGUAUUUUCCUACUUCCUUCCAUGGGAGGGAUGAAACAGGAAUGAUUUGUCUUUCCAUUUUUAUGAAGUCACUGCUCCAUAUUAGUGUUACUUGGAAAUCUCUCAGGAUGGAGAAAUUUCAUGUGAACAAGAACAGCAUUCUCAAUAAUCUUGAAGUCUGCAUAAGCCAUUAGCCAGUUUUAAGGCUGGCAGUUACUCAUCAAGUUAUGAGUGCUUUCAUGUGUAUUUAACUGUGCCAGUAGAAACAUGUAGCAAAAAAAAAAAAAAAAAAAAAAAAAAGAAAUU